Molecule: messenger RNA, 1198 nt
Organism: Planococcus citri (citrus mealybug)
Lineage: Eukaryota; Metazoa; Arthropoda; Insecta; Hemiptera; Pseudococcidae
Product: E3 ubiquitin-protein ligase trul-1-like
Exons: 5
Coding region: 262-1056 (264 amino acids)
Biological process (GO): protein ubiquitination; replication fork processing
Cellular component (GO): site of DNA damage; nucleus
Molecular function (GO): ubiquitin protein ligase activity
Source: RefSeq, a predicted model, not a curated record
CGAACCAACACAGUUCGACUUGAAUAAACUUGCUUCGCUGAUAAAAAUACAAGAGACGAUCAGUUUUGUUGAUUGAAUGCUAAAGAGCAGUCGUGAUACGUUUAAUUUCAUCGUUAGCUGUCAAGUUUCGAACUGACCGAUCCUAAUUUUCGAUAGAAACGAAUAUUCGAGUGCAUUUAACGUGAAUUUGAUCGCACAAUUUAUACAAAUUUAAUAUAUUCAUUUUAAACACUAAUCAAUCAGGUAUCGCGAAAAAUAAUCAUGAAUUUAUCGUGUACAAUUUGUUUUGAUUUUUUAUUCACCGGCGAAGAAUCGGAAAUGGUCGACGCUACCCAAUGUGGACACGUUUUCCACCACGAAUGUCUCGAUCAAUGGAUACAAAGUUCAAACUCCUGUCCUCAUUGUCGUCAGAACGUUACCACUAAAAAUACAAUAAAAUUAAACAUCAUGUCCCAACAAGAACCUUCAUCAUCGUCACCAUCAUCACCAUUCGUCGAAGAUGGCAGAAUCACCCGAAGCACCGCGAGAAAUCGUAAUAAUCAAAACAAUCUAGCCGAAUCCGAGCUCAAACUGAAAAACAGCCAAUUAGAUUUAAAAGUCAGGGAAUUAAACCUGAAAAACGUCGAAUUACAGCGAAUGGAAAAGAAAUGUAAGGCUGCUGAAAAGAAUUGUAAUAUAGCCGAACGCGAAAACUUAAAAUUAAAGCAGGAGAUCGAGACGUUAAAACAAGAGAUUAGUAAACUAAAGACUGAUUUGGCGAAAGAAAAAGAAAAAAGUAAUAUUAUCAGGUCAGAUUUGAGAAUUAUGGACAUCAUCGAUUUGGAAUCCGAAAAUAGGUUAACUUAUAGAUUUUCAUUAUGGAUGAUUCAAACGAAAUUGAUCUCACCAAGUUUUAAAUUCCAGAAUCAAACGAAGAAAUUCAUCAACGAAAACCGAUCAAUCGCCGAAGGCCUCAGUAAUGAUCAUCUUUUUAGCGAAGUAUUUUUAAAUGUAAACUUAAUCGUAUUGUGUUAUUAUUUUAUAUUUCAAGCUUUGUUUUUCCUGAAAUUAUUUUAAAUGUUUCGAUAGGUAUAGUGAAUUAAUUAUCGUAUAUUUUAUGUUUUGUUGCGAGCAUUAGAUGUUCCUUUUUAGUCACUUUUUUUAAUUUUUAUGUUAAACUUUGCAGAAAUAAAUCUCUCGAAAAGAGUAAAAUCGUAAA